CCCUACUUUCGCUUCACAAACCACAUGUUUCACAACCAUGUCCGUAGUUAUUCACAACAUGCAGAGGUUAAUCAAACUGGACCUGCGGAGGUUGGAGAGGGACGUGCGCUAUUUACGGCGCUUGAUGGGUCUUACUAGUUUCCAUAUGGGAAUUCAGUGCGUUGAAGACGAUGAAAUAUCGGAGGCGAACAUAGUUUACCGAGGCGUAGAAGGUGCGACAGACGUUUUGGCCUUCCCAUUCCUGGAGGACUUGGAGCCCGGGAAACCACUGCCAGAGAUUGCUGAUCCGGACAGGAGACUUCUGGGAGACCUGAUGUUGGGUAUCCCUUAUAUACACAAAAACGCUCAGUUAAAUAGGGAACAGCUGGAAGGAACACUCAGUGUGAUGGUCCUGCAUGGUAUGUGUCAUUUGAUUGGCUACGAUCACGAGACUAAGGACCAAUGGCAACAGAUGUACAAUAAAGAAUUGACGAUUCUUGACAAAUUCAACCAGAAAACUGGAUACACCUGUAAACCUCUUUUGGGCAUUGGCCACGGAUGAUGUGUUGUAAAAUACAGUUUUGCAUCAUUUUAUAGUCGUCCUUUUCACUCUUGAAAAAGAAAUUGAAUUCAAACUGUGCUAGAACUUUAAAAAAAAGUACAUGUACAUGUGAUAUCUGUUGGAUACACAUAGAUAAAUUAAUGGGAAGAAUAAUUGAUCUGGAGAUGAAUUUGCGCUAAAUGACAGCUUUUCAAGGUGGACAUAUAUGGGUGCACGUGCCAACAUUGGAACCUUAGUACUUAUACCACUUGUCUACUUGCUGGCUCUGUCGGACAACAACUUACGAAUCCCUGUGCCGAUGUAGAAUGUGAAAUUUCCCUAUAGCUUUUCACACAUGCAGUAUAUAGAGUGCAACCCCACCCCACCCCACCCUUAAAUUCAUUUUUUGAUAUAUAUAUAUGUAUACUAUUAGUGUAGUGGGACGGUGACAGGGAGCUCCGGUUGAUUAGCAGUCAUUUUGUUAGAUAAAGGAUUCCAAGAUUCGAAUCUCGGUCUUUUUUACAGACAGAAUGCUGUUGUUUAUGAACAACUGUAAAUAAGAAAUAAAAAAAAAAUGAAUGUUUAUCUUGA
Messenger RNA from Mizuhopecten yessoensis (Yesso scallop), 1111 nucleotides. Its product is annotated as putative ribonuclease. The record is from RefSeq and is a predicted model, not a curated record. Gene Ontology annotation, biological process: rRNA processing. The transcript has 3 exons. Gene Ontology annotation, molecular function: metalloendopeptidase activity. Bases 38 to 541 code for a protein of 167 amino acids. Lineage: Eukaryota; Metazoa; Mollusca; Bivalvia; Pectinida; Pectinidae.